Aspergillus mulundensis is the source of this 1698-nucleotide messenger RNA. RefSeq names its product putative RSC complex subunit Sfh1. The record is from RefSeq and is a predicted model, not a curated record. The transcript has 4 exons. Gene Ontology annotation, cellular component: nuclear chromosome; RSC-type complex; nucleus. NCBI's taxonomy places the organism in Eukaryota, Fungi, Ascomycota, Eurotiomycetes, Eurotiales, Aspergillaceae. Gene Ontology annotation, molecular function: zinc ion binding; transcription coregulator activity. Bases 1 to 1698 code for a protein of 565 amino acids. Gene Ontology annotation, biological process: chromatin remodeling; regulation of transcription by RNA polymerase II.
AUGUCCCCUUCUAGAGGAUAUAUCACAUCCUACCCACCACGGCUGCGUCAAUAUGCGAACGCGCUCUUCACACCUGUCAUUCCUCAGACUCAAGUUGGUCCGACACCGCGGACCACGAAACGAGGGACUGCAGCAAUUAAUUACGCGGAAGAUGGCUUCGACGAUGACGAUUUUGAUGAUAGCGAAGGUCCCCGGCGCCCUACAGGUCUAAGAAGUCUUCGACGCGAGGAAUCCUCCUUUGACAAGGUGGCACUGGCGGAAAAGUUAGGGAAGGAGACACACGCGCCAGUAGAGGUUCAAGGGAUAUUUCGGGAGUGGGUGAUUAAAAAGAUGAUACGGCCCGCGUGUGCCGACCAAUUGCAGAUCCAAGCACAGCUUCCUCUCACCCUUAUACCCAUCCGAAUUGACCUCGAAGUCCCGGCGCAUCAACCUUUCGAACCUUUCCAGUUUCCUCGGCAUGUUCUUGACCCAGCGAUUAACCCGACAUUGCCGGCGUACAGGCGACCAGACCCAUUGCCAGCUUUUCGAAUCAAAGACACGUUCAUGUGGAACCUGCAUGAAGCAUUCUCUACACCUGAAGAGUUUGCCAAUGGAUUUGUCCAUGACUUGGACCUUCCCAACCAGCACGCGAUGACAUUGGCGAUUGCUACCCAGAUCCGCCAACAAUUAGAGGAAUACGCCGGCGUUGCGCUACAUCCAUUAUUCCAAAGCACACAGCCGAAGCCAGCUGCUUCGCAAACAGGUCUUUCGCGUGAUGUAUCCGCCACUCCCGCGCCUACGCAUGCUGCGACGCCAGACAGCCGAGGCACUCUGGUGACAGCGACGAAAGAACCAUUCGUGAACGACAGCAUCCUGAAUCCGGACGAUACGUACAGGUGCAUGAUUAAUCUGAAUAUCAACUUACAAAAUAAGCUGUAUACAGACAAAUUCGAGUGGUCUCUUCUACAUCCUCCAGGGAUGGCUGAGGAAUUCGCGAGGGUUACCUGCGCGGACCUUGGCCUGGGCGGGGAAUGGGUCGGGGCUAUUGCCCAUGGGAUCUAUGAGGCAGUAUUAAAGCUCAAAAAAGAGGUCUGCGAAAAUGGCGGUCUUAUCAGCGGUCUGGGCAGCUAUGGAACUGAAAUCGAUAACCAAGCGGCGAACGGCGCUGAAGCGGGUUGGCGAUACGACCCCGAAGGUCUCGGCGACGAGUGGGAACCCAAAGUUGAGACUCUGUCCAAGGAAGAGAUCGAGAAGCGUGAGGGAGAUCGCGAGCGACAAAUCCGACGCUUACGUCGCGAAACAGCUCGGUUUUCCUCCACGGCGGGCAUCACGCCAGAAGUUUCACGACAGGGAAGUGGCUUUUUCGAUGUUGAUAGCGAGACGCCCCUGGGACGAGGCGAGAGGAAUAAGCGAAAGCGACGCUUCCGUAGUCUCAGUCCGUCCGGCAGGGGAGGUACACCUGGUGGGCGAGGCACCCCAGACACCGGAUCAGGCGCCGGUUACGGUGGAGGUGGCGGUACAUUAUCCGACUGGGAACGACAAAAUUGGCGAUGCAGCAACUGCAUGGUCUGGGGUUCAGCAGUAUGGGCUGUACGAGACGGACCCGCUGGUCCAAGGACACUCUGUCACAAUUGUGGUCUUCUUUACGAGCGAGACAAGGUUGUCCCUGAAUGGUCGAGAAAUCUACACCGCCACGACUUACCCGUCGGACGCGUAUGA